GGUCACUGCGGGGCUGGCACCGGGGCGGCCGCGGCUCCGCGCCGCUUCCUGCCGCCGCCCUUAAAGGUGCGGGGCGGCCCAGGGUGCGGGCUGGGCGUGACUUGACCCGCGGAGUCAGGAUGAUCCAGAGGCACCAGCUGGUGCAGUCUGUGCUGCAGGAGCUACAGGAAGCCACCGAAUGCUUUGGUCUGGAGGGCCUCACCAGUGCUGCGCUGGAGGCAGAGAGGACCUUGUCAUCUUUCUCCCUGCCUGGUUAUUGUGGAAGUCAGUUCCAAGAGGAGCUGGAGGUUGACCGGGUAGCCAGGAGCCUCUAUCCUGAGGAUGCCCCAAGUAACAUGCUGCCUCUCGUUUGCAAGGGUGAGGGAAACCGCCUCUUUGAGGCUGCUAGCGUGCUGCUCUGGGGCAACCCCAGCCUCAGCCUGGAGCUGCAGGUGCGAACUGUGGUGGAGAUGCUGCUGCACAAACAAUACUACUUGAAUGGCAUGAUUGAUUCCAAAGUGAUGCUGCAGGCUGCCCGCUACUCCCUCUGCACUGAGGAGACCCCGGAGAUGACCAGCCUCCCCAUGGCUAUCCUGGAAGCCAUCUUUGAUGCUGAUAUCAAAGCUACCUGUUUUCCUGGCACCUUUGCCAACAUGUGGCAUGUCUACGCUCUUGCCUCAGUACUGCAGUGUAACAUCUACUCUAUCUAUCCCAUGAGCAACUUGAAGAUCCGACCCUAUUUUAACCGGCUGAUCCGGCCCAGGAAGUGUGGCCCACGAACUUCCACGCUACACAUCAUGUGGUCAGGGCAGCAGCUCUCCCGGCAGGUCUUCAAAGCACAGUAUUUUGUGGCUGUGGUUGGUCUGGAGGAGCUGGAACCCACAAUACCUUCACCAGAGCCUCCUGUCCAGCCCAUGAAGACCCUUGAGCUGCUGAACAGUGACCCCCAGCUGACCUACUCCAACCUGCGUGACCGCUACAGCAUUACCAAGAGCACCUUCUACCGCUGGAAGCGCCAGUCUCGGGAGCACCGGCAGAAAGCGGCUGCCAGGUUUGCAGCUAAACACUUCCUGCAGUCCUGCUUUCAGGAGGGCAAUGUAAUCCCCCUCCAGCACUUCCGACAAAUGUUUCCAGAAAUCUCCCGAUCCACAUACUAUGCCUGGAAGCAUGAGAUGCAGAGCACAGUCAAUGGUGAUACCUCUGCUCUGUCGGACGCCCACAGCUUGCAGGAACUUCACAGGGUUGUCCCAAAAAAGGCUGAUGUGAAUGAGCAAAGAAAUCCACAGGGGAGCUUAAAAUCCCCAAGUACUUCCCCAGAUCCCAUUCAAGCAGGAAUCUUUAUGCAAGGAGCCAAAUCCUACCUGGAGAAAUGCAUUUCCAUGAACACUCUGGUGCCUUACAGAUGCUUCAAACGCAGCUUCCCAGGCAUCUCCAGGUCCACUUACUAUAACUGGCGAAGAAAAGCGAUCAAGGAGAACCCCAACUUCAAACACCCCCAGUCACCCUUGGAUAACCAGAAAACUCUAGCUAUAGGAAAGCCAUUCCUGCAGUUGAAGCCAAGCAGUGUCCCUGUUAGGAAGAGACGGAAUGGAGACCAACCAGCAUCCAGGAGUCUGCUGCAGCUCCAUCCUUCUCUGUGCUGGAGAAAGCAGCUGCGAGAUGUGGCCAGGAGGCAGGUCCAGCAAUGGCAGCUGCCGUUCUGCAAGUACCGCCUGCGCUAUCCAUCUCUCUCCUCCACAGCCUACUGGUUUUGGAAGGGCAGUGGCCAAACCAUGUGGCAGCAUCGCCUGCCCUGGAGCAGCUCCAGCCUGCCAUUGAACCGUGUGGCUUCCCUGGCACCUCCAAGAGCAGAGCCAGGCCUCAAACCUCAGUGCCAUGUGGAAGUAGCCACGAAGCACACAGAUAAGCCAGUGCCUGCUGUGCCGUGCAACACCAGCAUUUCGGGCUAUGCCGUGUCGGAGAGAGCCAGCAGCGGGAUGUUUGUGAUGGAUGUGAUUGCCACUGCCCAGUUCAAGGCACAGGCCAAGCUGUUCCUGCAGCAGCGCUUUGAGUCGAAGACCUUCCCAACCUACAAGGAGUUCAGUGCCCGCUUCCCACUCACGGCCCGCUCCACCUAUUACAUGUGGAAGCGCGCCCUGCACGAUGGGCUGACGUUGGUGGAUGCCUGAGCUGGCCACAGCUCCUCUGCUGAUGUGCCCUUUGGCCCUAUGGUGCAGUGCCCAGGUUGGGGCCUCGCUGAUUUUUGUUCUGGUUUGGUUUUGUUUUGUUCCUAGUCUCUGGCUUUCUUUUUUGUGUGGUUCAAUCAGGUAUGGGAGCAUCCUUGU
Molecule: messenger RNA, 2303 nt
Organism: Camarhynchus parvulus
Lineage: Eukaryota; Metazoa; Chordata; Aves; Passeriformes; Thraupidae
Gene: VRTN
Product: vertebrae development associated
Exons: 2
Coding region: 120-2147 (675 amino acids)
Biological process (GO): regulation of transcription by RNA polymerase II
Cellular component (GO): chromatin
Source: RefSeq, a predicted model, not a curated record